Molecule: messenger RNA, 900 nt
Organism: Alosa sapidissima (American shad)
Lineage: Eukaryota; Metazoa; Chordata; Actinopteri; Clupeiformes; Clupeidae
Gene: fgf23
Product: fibroblast growth factor 23
Exons: 3
Coding region: 1-762 (253 amino acids)
Biological process (GO): positive regulation of gene expression; regulation of cell migration; fibroblast growth factor receptor signaling pathway
Cellular component (GO): cytoplasm
Molecular function (GO): growth factor activity; type 1 fibroblast growth factor receptor binding
Source: RefSeq, a predicted model, not a curated record
AUGCGCAGAGCUUCCUCCGUCCUGAACAUGCACUCGUCCUUCUUCGCACUCUGCCUGGCGGCGCUUCAUGGGCUGCCACCUGUGGACGGCGCACCGAACCAUUCACCUUUGCUGGGCUCCAACUGGGGAAACCCGAGGAGAUACAUUCACCUCCAGACCACUUCGGACAUGAACAACUUCUAUCUGGAGAUCAGUUUAAAUGGACAAGUGCGAAAAACGACAAGCAGAGGUUCCUACAGUGUGAUUUUAUUAAAGGCUCAAACAAGACAAAGUGUAGCCAUCCUAGGGGUGAAAAGUAACCGCUUCUUGUGCAUGGAUACAGAGGGGAAUCUCUUCAGCUCGCCCAUCUGCAAGGAGGAAGAUUGCAUUUUCAACCACACGCUUCUGGAAAACCGCUACGACGUGUACUACUCAGCCAGAAACGGUAUGCUGGUCAACCUAGACCGGGCCAAGCAGGUUUAUGUCGCUGGGCAAAACCUGCCUCCGUCGGCGAUCUUCUUGCCAGAAACAAAUACCAUACCACUUGAGCGUCUUUUACACAGAGGGAAGAGGAACCGACCACCCAAUCCAGGGGACCCAUAUAACACAGUAGUGGGCUCUGAAGACUCUCAACAGGAACACGACGAUGGAGAAGCGAACUACGCCUCCAUUGAGAAUCCGACCUCCCUAAAUGAUGAGGACCCAUUUAAUGUUCACAUCUCACAUGGGAAUGUCAGCCCCCGUGUUAAUGGGGGUGUUAUGGGCAUACCUGCCAUCAUUUAGCUUUCAAAAUACGGGGGAAAGCCGGGGAAAACGGGAGUGUUGGCAGGUAUGGUUAUGGGAUGAAAUGAUAGUUUGCAGGCUCCAUUAAGGAUGCGGCCAGACAUGCCCGAGAAAGCCAAACUGAAACUUUCCGACCAA